CACAAGACGGCCCGAAUAGCCUGUGCCACAUUCUGAGACAUGGCGCGCCCGGGAUCAGCGCUGCUGUGCGUGGCGGCUGCCACUGUUCUGGUGGCAGCCGCGGUGGCCUUCGUGGGCAGCCCGGCGGGGACCCAUGCUCCGAGCACCGGCCGCAGCGUCGAGCUUGGCAGCCGGGCACUGCCACCGGCCGCUGAGUCUGCCGCAGCAAGCGGCGAGGCAGCUGCGGAGCAGUCUGGCGCCGAGUCCUUCAUGAAGUGGACUGCGGCGGGGCUCUUGGCCGGCCUCGUCAUGGCUGUGUCCUCCAGCACCCCUGCCAGCGCCCUGCCGAAGCCGACUGACAUGUUUGGGGGAGUCGACAUCGACCUGGAGAACACCCCAGAGCACUGGACCAUCAAGGCAUCCAAGAGGCUGGAGCUUUGCAAGGACAACAAGGCCUACAAGAAGAAGUUCAAGGAUGAGCUGUACAAGACGGAGAAGCAGCAGAAGAAGUAUGCCACUGGCUCUGCCGUGUACGCUCGCUUCAACAAGAAAAUCGCUCAGAUCAAGAACCGCCAGGAGGCCUACGGUGACAGGCUGUGCGGCAAGCAGGACGGCAACCCUCGCGUCGUUGCCACGGGCGAGUGGAACGUGCGGGCCAGUGUGAUGUGGCCGGCCAGCAUCUUCCUGUACACUGCAGGCUGGAUCGGCUGGGCGGGCCGCUCCUACCUCAUCCGCACCAACGACGAGACCAAGGAGCUGAACAUCGACGUGCCCUUGGCGCUGACCUGCAUGGCCAGUGGCUUCUCUUGGCCUGUGGCGGCAUGGCAGGAGAUCGUGAACGGCGAGAUGGCCGUGCCCAGCUCCCAGAUCCACCCUGGCGGCCCCUACACGCAGUCCUGAGGUCCCAGUUUCUUAAAGCCGAGCGUUUUUUCUGGAAGCCUCGGAAAAAUGCUCGGCGGUGCGAGAGGCAGACUUGGCAGCGGGUGUCGUGCUGUUGGGGGCAAAACCGUCGGGUUC
Effrenium voratum is the source of this 996-nucleotide messenger RNA. The record is from the annotation of a GenBank genome assembly. NCBI's taxonomy places the organism in Eukaryota, Dinophyceae, Suessiales, Symbiodiniaceae.